AUGGAGCUGAAGUUGGAGGUUGUUUUGUCAUCCAGCAUCAAGAGGAAGAAACCAUGGCCGCGUUUCUGCUGGCUUGGGCAGGAGAAGGAGUCUGUGUUCCUGUUAGAUGACAAACGGAUCAGUGAGAUCAACAUGGUGUCUGGUCGAACCAAGAAGAGGACCCCUAAACUCCAUCCUUUACUCAACAGUGUGGUGACCAUGGCUUCAUCCCACAAUGGCAUUUGGCUUUGUGGACUUUUGGUCUCAGGAGAGCUCUUUCUGUGGAACAGGGAUAAAGAUUUGUUGAAGACUGCAGCAGCAGCUCUAGAAACAGUCCACAUAAUUACUUCUGGAAGUGCCACGCGGUUGUCUCUCCAGGUUUCAGGAGAUGGGAUGCGUGUCCUACUGGUAGCCAUAACAGGGCAAGUUUUCCUGUGGGAGUGUUUGGAUGUCAGGGAUUUGACAGGAGUACGAGAUGGCACAGUCAAGGGACAAUGGUCUCAUAUACAGCCCCUUGAGGAUACCAUUCUGCCUUCUUCCCAAGACAAAGAAGCAUCUCAACACACAAUUUUUGUAAAGACAGAGGUUUUGGGUGAUGCCUGCUUAUCAGCCAUUGUUUUCACAUCUGGAAAGAACCUAAUCAUCACCUGUCUGAAAGUCCAAUGGGAAGAGGGCCACAUGAGAGUGGGUUGUAUGGGAUAUAGUGUACAGUGGGCCACCAAGACAUACCCCAUGUCUUGUCUCACCCCCCCGUGCCAACCAGUGAAGUCAAGAGGGGCCUUGGUGCCAGCCUUCUCCCCAGAUGGCAAACUGUUAGCCGUCGUCCUGAACCAGAGACAGCCAAAGGCUACACAGGUCCUCUUUGUGAGCACACAGAAUUUUGUCUCAAUAUCAAGUAGCCUCGGGGGAUGUGGAAGUAAAAAGAUGGAGAUCCCCUCUAAAUACAUAAGGUCCUAUUGGGUGGGCAGUGUGAGCUGGUCACCCAGCGGCCUGUUCCUGGCUUGUGUUCUAAAGAGAGGCUCCCUUCUUAUGUUGGCUCGCCUUGGAGGGCUUCUCACUCUAACAAGCUCUGGUUGCAAUAUUGACUUAGGGCCUGCACAAUUCCUACCCCUGCACCCUCUCGUCACUUACCGGCCACCACUGUCUGCAGGGAGAGGUGAGGCCUCUCUGUCCAGUUCUAGCUUGUCUGUGCGGGAUGUUCUGAGGCAGCGAUAUUCUGUGACCUGGCAUCCACGGCUGUUGUAUCUCAUUGUGUCUGAUGGCUACAUGGCCACGGUUAUGAGGGUGCUCGAUAGGCCUUCUCCUGCUGUGUUGCUGAAAACACUUCUCAAGGACACAAGCAAGGAUCUUGAGAAGGCCAGCCGCAUACUGGAUAAAUCACAGAUUCAUGUGAGGGCAUGGCUGGAGUCCGUAUCUUGCCUGAAUCUUGACAGCAGCCUUGAGGUGCUCAACGCCACUGUUACAUGUGGGCCCAACACCUCAGACUCUGUCUUUUCAGCAGCCACAGAUAGAUCCACUUUGCCAAUUUUCCUCCAAGACAAGGGGACUCUUGCUGGAACCAAGGAGCUUCUUGAAAAAGUGCAGACUUUCUUUGAGGAUGACUCUGAUUUGGAUGGACCUCCCGCUGGUUCUCAUGUGGAGGAUGGCGGCCGUUUGGAGUUCGCCUCAAUGUUUGACACACUCCACGCCCAAGACACACAGAAUGACACUGAAUUUGUUACUGGCCCAGAUUAUGAAAAGGACUUUGUUGAAACAGAGAGGAAGACUCCUCUUCUUCAUCAUGAACUUGGGAAAAUCCAGAAGAAAGAAUCUCCUUCCCAGCCACCACAGCUCUGGCCUUCAGAUGUACACUAUGUGCCUCUGCUACAAGAAGAGAAGGAAAAGACACUCAGCUCGCUAAAUCAGGCACAACCUGUUCCCCAGCGACCAUCCAGCAGAUUGUUUGGAGUGUGGCAGUGGGUGUACCAGGUCACCCAGCAGUAUCUGGAAGAACUGAACAGCUUCAAAGGCUGUGAUGGCUGGGAGGAGGAACAGCAACAGUUGUCUUUCAUCAUGUCACAGAUCCAAACAGCUCUGCAGGCUACAGGAGAAAGGCUAGAGGAGGGCCCUGCACUGCUGAGUUACCCAGGUUGUGAUCGUAGCGUCUUCCAGGAGGCACGGAUUUGUCUGGCACUCCUAUACAGUCUCUUGUCCCAGUACCGUCUAAGGGAAGCCCAGGAGUUGGGGGACCACAUGGCUCAUCUAAUACUGCACAGGGCUGGACACCAAAGGGACAACAUGGCCUGCAUAACAGACUCUCUUCCUUGCCCGUGGCUCCCGAUGGACCUUCACAGUGACACAGCCUGUGCAGUGGUUCAAAGCCUGGGAAGAUUCAUGGCCUCUUACUUCACCAACCAACCCCUCCACAUCCUGCCCCCUCACAAUGUGGCUGUCCUGCCUCCACUACAUUUGCCACAUGCCCCCAAUGUUGGGCGCUUGGUGCCACUGGGCCAAGAGGAGGUGGCUACAGCAGUUCGUCGCCAGCAGCUGUCAGAAGUAUGGACAGUGGAAUACGCCCAGGAUCUGCUCCUGCUGGGGGGUCUGCUUCCUGAGGCUGUGUGGUUGGCUUACCAUCUUGGGGACUGGAAGACAGCGGUGUCUCUGAGUCUGGCCUAUUCAAGCUAUUGCACUGACCACUUGGACUUUGCAGGGCUGAGGAGGAAAGAGCUCCACCUCCCAACAGUUUUGGAAGCAGAAAGCAUUUUUCAGGCUGAGUUGGAGUGUCUUCUUGGCCAUAAGUCUGACUCCCAGGACCACACAGACAGUGAAGACCCUCUGGAAGGAGAAGACUGGGAUUUAUUGCAGGUUUCCAUACAGGAGAUUCUGAAAGCAUCAGUCGUGGCUGGAGUAAAUGUUAUGUCUUCACCCUUGUCUUCCUUGCUGGACAAAGCCAAAGACUUGUGUUCCUGCCUACCUAUGUUGGUGCCUAAUGGACUGUAUCUACCUUCCCCACCACUUUAUUGCCCUCAGCCUUCCCCCAACACACAGGACCCGAUAGGGACCAUGGGGCAGUUUGCAGAAGUUGCAUCUCGUCACAAAGUAUCAGGGGUUCUCCAAAGAUUACUUUUACUUCUGAGAUCUGCUCGUUGUUGUCAUCCUGCUGCCCAGUGGUACAUCACCCAUCUGCGCCGUGCCAGGCACCUACUACACAAGAUCAAGAAGAAGUAUUCAUAUCCAGCAGCUGCUGAAGAAGAGAGGGCUUUCCCAGAGGGCCUGAUGAAGUUUGUCACCCGCAGUGGAUUCUUCAAACGAGGGCCUAACAAAGAUGGUCACUUGGACUCUGAUACCAUCCAAACUAUUAUCUGUUUCAGGGAGCUGUGUGGUUUAUGCUGGAUGCUGCAUGUCAGGGACAGACUCUCCAUUUCCUGCAGGAAGUAUCAGGCUGCCAGACAGCAUGGUAGAGAUGAACAGAUCCCUGUUGACUCAGAAGUUAGAGCGAGCUGCAUUGAUGCUCUCCACUGGGCCUGUCGUUUUCUGCCUUUCUCUCGUUUCCUCAAUGCUGAAGAAAUUCUCCAGGACAUCCUGCUCAGCCUUGUGUCUGAACUACCUCCUGUCUCUUUGGUGGCAGACACUCUGGUACGAGCCUUCCCGGAGGAGGAAGAGUCUGUCAGAGUCCCGCUGAGAGAAAAGUAUAACUCAGUGCUGCAGAGACUGAGGCAAUGCAAUGUCCUUGAAGAGGAAAAAGAGGAGGUGAAUGAGUUGAUGAUGAUUCUGAUUCAAGACAAACACAGGCAGAGGAGAAAACAUCUUGGGCGUUUGCGGAGGCACCUGGGCCCCCCUGAGCUCCAUCUGUGGGAGAAAGAGGAGGAAGAGGACGACAGGGGAGGCAAACACGGGAUGGCCAUAUUGAGGCAACUGUCACUGGGUACAAGUCUGAGCACCAGCACUUUAACCGACUGUGGGUUUCCCUCAGUGUGCAGUGAUGGAGACACAACAGAGAAUACAUCUGAGGCUAUCUCCCCUGAACAGCAUUGCCAACCCAUGACCAGGGACAAAAAAGCAAAAAGAGUGAGAGACAGAGAAUAUGCAAAGAAGACUGCUGUUAAGAUUGAAAGUGCCAUUCAGGAGGAGACUCAGCCAGACGAUGACAAAGGGAAUGAGAAGUUCUCCCUCCCAGUGGUUGGCACCUGGGAGUUUGAGCUGGAAGAUGAAGAGUAUCUAAACUUCCUGGAGCUCUUCCUCAGCUACGUGUUAGAGAAGGAUAGUGCCGAUGGAGGGGACUCAGGCAGCGAACUUCCUUUGUUGAAGGGCUUCUCCUCCCAGCUGAGGGAGAGAGAGUUGCAUUCUCUCACUUUUGAUGUGCUCACAACUAUUCACCGCCGUCAAAGAGAUGGGCACCAUCCAGGGAGAAAACACUGGAGCAAUGACCCUCCAGUGUUCAGGGCUGGGUGCUGCUACAAGCCUAUUAAACAAGGUGCAACACCUGAGCCACAGACGUCUUCCAUCUGGAGUGAAGCCCCCAUAUCCAGAGCUAGCCUUUCUGUCAGCUCUCUUCCUGGGCUGAGAACUGGCAGGCAAAAAGGUUUGUUUGGCCUCCGACAGCAAAGCAGUGUGCCUUUAACCCAAAGAAUGAAAGGAGGCCACUCAGGUUCUGAAACUAGCCCUUUUCAAAGUGCCUUUCCCAUGGGGCAGCCAUCAGAGAGCUUCAUAUUUGGCUCCUCAACUUCAGUGGAAGCUGUAACUGAACUGCAGCAGGGCCUUGACCCUAAAUUAGAGGCUCAGUUUCCAGAGCUGGGCAGGCUGCUGGAAUGGAUGGUACGUUGGGCUGAUCGGAGGAUGCUACUGGGACAUCAUGGCAAAAAGAAGAAAGAGAGGGGAGGAGGGGUUGGAGGAACAGCCGAUGAAGGAGUAGUGAUUCGAGUCAAAGCGUCAGCACCUGCUGUCCUCACUGCCCUCAGCUUACUGGAGUGGAGGUACACUGCUCUACUCACGUCAGACCACUACAGUGCCCACAUCCAAGUUCCAGAAACACAAUGGACUGUAGUCCCUGUGCUGCAGCCUGAGGUGGACAGGAAGCUGGAGAGAGAGAGCAGUGUUGAUACAGGUUACCCUGGGUCAGCCAACACUCCCAUCACUGGUCUUGAUCACAAUGUACAGCAAGGAGAACUGUCCAUAAGUCUACAAGCUCCUCCACACCCAGAGCCCCAAGCUCUUCUUAUUGUCCAGCCUGAGGCCUCGGUUCACACAGAGCAUUCUGAUUCAACUGGAGUGCAGCUCCCCAAUACACCUAUAGAUCCUCCAAGCCUUCAGCCACAAAGCUCCACAGCUGGUGCACCCACUGCUUUUUCUACAGCCCCCAGUCAACCAACAUCCUCUCAGACUCCACCAAUGAGACAGCGACUGGGUGAAGACUUAUUUAGAUUGGUUCAGUUGCAGAAUAUCAACUACAUGAGCCUCAUGGAGGUUUUGGGAGCAUCUUUUUCCAACCUGCAACUUGCCCAGCAGAGCUCUUCUUUGGCUCAGUCUAACAUGAACUCCUCACAUCCAAAUGUGCCAUCAUCUCAUGAAAUGCAGCCACUCUUGGUUCAGGCAGAGUCACCAGAAAUCCAGUUUAUACAGAGCAAGAGGUUAAUCCCAUCCUCCCAGGGCCUCCUGGCCACUACUCACAUUUUGCCCCUAGCUACUCCUUCGAACCAAAUGACCCGUCUCAUGUCCAUGGAGGAGUUGACAAGUUCAGUGAUCAGGAGGCAGAACGCUGAAGAGGCUCAGUUGCGGUUGCUCAGAGUGGACCCACCUACUGAAAACACUAGAGCAGCUACCACUUCUCCCAGCUCUAAGAGGCAGAGGAGGAGAGAGGUGAAGGAGAGGAGGGAAAGAAAAACAGAGGUCACGUUCAGACCAAAUGAGUCCAUCAUCCCCGUGCGAGAGCCAACUGAUGGGCCUAUAAAUGAAGAGCCUACAGUUGCAGAGGAGAUCACCCCUGGACACGACUUUGCCAUUCCUCUCGGAUCCUUUGACUCUUUGCUGACUGGUCAGAGAUUAUUGGACAAGGCCAUGUCCACUUCAGCUGAGCUUCAUGCCUUUGCUUCCACAUGUAAAAGACCCCCAGAGUGCCAUGAUGCUUUCACCAACACAGACCCAACUUCUACCCCCACACGCGUGGAUAAAGCUGUGUCUGCCUCUGUGACCACCAGUAGCCCUAAAUCACAAAGUUCACAGAAUUUCCAGGUUUGUACUGAACAUCCUGUUCAAGACACAGGGGAGACCCCAAAGAAAGCUGAAAAGAUUUUGGAUCUGCAUGGCCACCAGUUCAUAAGUGUCUUGGAUCUAGAAGACGAAGCGCUGCACCAUGAUUUGCCGCUGUGUCUCAGCCCAGAAACACAGGACAUUCCUCCCAUCCGCCCAUCUUCGCCUACUUCUGCUGAUCUUCAUGUUCUUGCAACUUCUGUUAUUUGGAGUGCUUCUGCUGCUGCUGACCCACAGCCCUCCAUCUUAAUUACAGACAAUCUCCUGAAACCCACCAAUCACCCAGAAAUCCCUGAGGAUACUCCAUUACUCAGCCACAUUGAGCCCAGUACGUAUCCAGAGAGAAUCACUCCACAAGACAUGGCAGAUCCAUCUGACUCUGAGAUCUGUCAAGCCAUAAGGACGCAGAGUGUUGGACCUCACAGAGCCUCCUCGUCACCUCCUGCAGUCUGGUUCUCCUCUCGCCUGUCAGAGAUGGACGCCCAGUUGGCUGCACUACAGAACAUUGCAGACCAUCUGGAAAUGGACUUUUCCAACUCCAGGAUGCUGGUGAACACCAUUGAAACGCUCACCCCAGUCUUGGCUCCUGAUGUGAAGAGUACCAUGGCAGUAAAAAAAACCGUCAGACUGUCUGUCCCACGUGAAGCUUGGACACCAAGAUCUGACAUUUUAAUGGAACCCAAAGCCUGUGAAGAGGAAGAGGAAAAUCAGCAGGACAAAUAUGUUCAUAGGGACUCCCGCACUCCAGAAAGAAAGCCUACUUUUCGUUAUUUAACUUCUCCUCACAGUCACACAGCUGGUCUUUCCUACCUUCACACCCCUCCAAAUCAGUUGAGCGAAGCAUCUGGAAUAUCUCAUGUAUGGGAAGAUGAGAAUCUGGGACACACCGGGCUAUCGGAUACAGCAGAAAUCUUAGAUGAGUUGGUAAAGGAAGGGUAUUUAUCCCCGACUGACCUGGAUUUGUCCACUUCACACACCGCACACUAUAGCAGAAGUGUCCUUCCAGAGGAUGAGAGGCGAGAGCUGAGGAUCUGGAUGAGAAGGAAACAGAGGGAAAGACUGGCUGUUUAUCAGAAACACAGAGAAAGCCUGAGGGAGAGGGAGCAUAAGCCUUUUACUGCCUCCGCAAAAGUGAAAUCAACAAACAGAAAUCAAGCAACCAUUUGGGAAACCAGAGAGGAAAAAGAAAAGUUCAUGCUUCUUGAGCAAUACAACCAGAGGACCCGUGAAGCUUGUUCUUUGGCCAGUGACUUCGCCACUUCUACUCAGAUCCUACGCAGUUCUUCACAGCCUGAAGGCCCUCCAUUACCUUCCAUCACACGGUCCACCUCCACUCCACCCUGUGGCAGCAGGUACCAUCUGCCACAGCCUUACAGUGCACCUGCCAAUGAUAAAAGAAGUCUUAAGUCCCAGUCAGGACAAACUCAGCCCCGCCUUCGUCCAUGGACUGCUGAGGUACAGGCACGGCCUUCGGAGGAUCACAGCAGGAGACUGGGACUACAUAGACCAGUUACCUCUCUGCCAAGAGACCGUCUGUCUCAGGUGACCAGACGUGGCAUGCUCAGUGACACAAAGAGCCACACUAAACUGUUCACGGAAAGCCAGAGUGAGGAACGGCAUGUCGAAUACCAGAGAAAGACUCAUUUGAGCAAAAGUCCGUCCGGGGGGACUGCUGUAGGGAGAGGAAUCCAGAGGGAGGGGACAAAGAUGGAAGACAGAGAAGAGGUGAAUCUUUGGGAGCCCACCUCAAAAGUGAAUAGGCUGCUGGACCUAGAGGAGUCAGAGUCUAACAUAGUUUUGGCUAGGCUGUUGGAUGAGCAGGAUGGUGGUGCCAGAGCUGGUGUGUCAGGGAUGGACUGGCUGGACAACCUGUCGGAGAGCGCCAGCAGCAGCCUCAGCAAAAUAGACUGGGCUGCUAUCGAGAGGAUGGUGGCUGGAGAGGAAGCUUGAGUUUUAGUGUAUCGAGGAAAAGCAUUGAUAUGUUGACAAUGAAGUAUAUGGUAUAUGACUGAAAAUUUUUUUUCCAAGAUUGUUUGUGCCUAUUAAAUAUACUGUAAAUCAGAAGCAUUGUAAACUGUGAUAAUAUAAAUUAUAAUUUAGUUUAAUUAAUUGGAUAUGAGUAGUAGGGAUAUUAAAUAUGUCAAGACAUGAUUGUUUUUUUUAUUUGUAAAGUAGGCCUAAUAUAUAUUAUAUGUAAUG
Molecule: messenger RNA, 8403 nt
Organism: Seriola dumerili (greater amberjack)
Lineage: Eukaryota; Metazoa; Chordata; Actinopteri; Carangiformes; Carangidae
Gene: cplane1
Product: chromosome unknown C5orf42 homolog
Exons: 46
Coding region: 1-8154 (2717 amino acids)
Biological process (GO): cilium assembly
Cellular component (GO): ciliary transition zone
Molecular function (GO): protein binding
Source: RefSeq, a predicted model, not a curated record